AUGGCCGCCCCUAGCGGCCCCAUCGCCGCCUCUACCGGCCCCGCCACUGCAGUCAUGGCUACCCCCAGUGUUCUUACCUUUGAUGCUGAGGGUCGUGCUGUUGACUUUGAGGUCUGGGUCGAUGACCUCCAGCUGUUCCUACAGUGCGAUAGGGCAGACGGACUCUCCCUGUUCGAUCUCACCUCUGGUGCUUCCCCUGCCCCGCCUGCUGAUGCUGACAGCACUGUUCGCUCACAGUGGGCCACACGCGAUGCUGCUGCCCGUCUUGCUGUGCGUCGCCACUUACCGACCACUGAGCGUACGCACUUUAGCCAGUACAAGAGUGCUCAGACCUUGUACGAUGCUGUAGUUGCACGCUACUCUUCCCCUGCCACUGCUGCGCUGAGCCGCCUCAUGCAACCGUACCUCUUCCCUGACCUUGCUGCCUUUCCCAUAGUCGCUGACCUCAUUACGCACCUCCGCACUAGUGACACUCGCUACCGCGCUGCGCUUCCUGCUGAGUUCUGUGCCAAGAACCCCCCCCCCCCCAUGUACAUCACCCUCUACUACAUAGUCACCCGGCUCCCUGACUCCCUUCGCUUAGUCAGGGACCACUUCCUCUCAAUUUGCCCCACCACACUCACCGUUGACCUCCUCGAGGAGCGCCUCCUAGCAGCAGAGAAGAGCAUAGUCACUGUAGGAGCCUCUCGUGGUGACCCUCGCACCCCCGUCUUUGAGGGGUGUUCCCCUUCCCCCCUCUUGCCCUCUGUUGCUUUUGCUGCUGCGGCCGACCUCGUUGGUUUCGAGUCGGUCGGCGCUGCGUCUGCCCCUAGCGGGAGACGCUGCACCGGCAAGGGCAAGGGGGGCAAGGGCGCUGGAGGGGCUGGGGGGGGCGGUGGAGGUGGUGGUGGAGGCAGUGGACGGGGUGGGGGUGGUGGUGGGAGUGGUGGCGGGGGUGGCGGUGUCGGUGGCAGCAGUGGAGGCGGAGGAGGCGGCGGUGGUGGCGGAGGGAGCGGAGGCGGCGGAGGUGGCAGAGGCGGCGGAGGUGGCGGAGGCGGCGGAGGUGGCGGAGGCGGCGGCGUCAGCGGUGGAGCUGGUCGAGGCUCUGCGUAG
This is a messenger RNA of Closterium sp. NIES-65, 1092 nucleotides long. NCBI's taxonomy places the organism in Eukaryota, Viridiplantae, Streptophyta, Zygnematophyceae, Desmidiales, Closteriaceae. The record is from the annotation of a GenBank genome assembly.